Erigeron canadensis is the source of this 3957-nucleotide messenger RNA. RefSeq lists its product as uncharacterized. NCBI's taxonomy places the organism in Eukaryota, Viridiplantae, Streptophyta, Magnoliopsida, Asterales, Asteraceae. The record is from RefSeq and is a predicted model, not a curated record. Gene Ontology annotation, biological process: signal transduction. The transcript has 11 exons. Bases 266 to 3760 code for a protein of 1164 amino acids.
UAGUAGAAGAUAAUCACACAAACUUAAUCAUUAAUUUUAAUUUCAAUAUAAAUAUACGUGUCCAUACACAAAGCGUGUGUAUUCCAGAAACAAAAGAAUCUCAAUAUUAAUACCCGUCCACAUACAUAAUUCCUAAUCAUCAUCUGUUGUCUUUGAUUAAACACUUAAUAACUCUGUGUGAUCAAUCAAUUCCUUUCAUAAUUAGUAUAAUAAUAAUAAUUGUUGAUUAACAAUAUUAUCAGAGUGAAUCAAUCAAUUGAUAAUUAUGGAGGUUGGAGUGGAAAAUUCACCGGAAAGUAUCGGAGUUGCGAUGGAAUUUCCGGCGGUGGACGGUGUUGAGUUAUCAUCGCCGCCUUCUCUGCCGCCUAGACUUCGCCGGAGACUCACUGAAACUAAAUCAUCUCCUUCUAGUGCUCAAGAUAUUGAAGCUAAACUCCGGGAUGCCGAUCUUCGUCGUCAGAAGUUUUAUGAGCAUUUGUCAAGCAAGGCGCGUCCGAAGCCAAGGAGUCCUCCACAAUCUGCGGAUGAGGAAAACCUUGGUCAACGUCUUCAGGCUAAGCUCCUGGCUGCUGAACAGAAAAGGUCGAGCAUUUUGGCAAAAGCUCAGUUGCGUCUAGCUAAGCUGGAUCAGUUGAGGCAAGCAGCUAGAACUGGGGUAGAAGUGCGUGUGAAGAAGGAGUGUGCAGAGCUAGGGUCUAAAGUAGAAUUGCGUGUAAGACAGGCAGAGACAAAUAGAAUGAGAAUUCUGAAAGCCUACAGGCAACGCAGGGCUACAUUAAGAGAGAGAACAACUCAAUCUCUUAUUAGAAGGAUUGCUCGUGAGAGUAAGUAUAAGGAGCGUGUUUGUGCUGCUAUUAGUCAAAAACGGGCAGCAGCUGAGAAGAAAAGAUUGGGAUUACUGGAAGCUGAUGUGGAAAAGGCACAUGCUAGGCUUUUACAAGUAAGAAAGGUAGCCAAAUCUGUCUCUCAGCAGCGAGAGAUUGAAAGGAGGAGACUGAGAGAGAGUUUGGAAGAUAAAUUACAAAGGGCAAAGAGACAGAGAGCAGAAUAUCUAAUGCAGAGAGCAAAGCUCCAUAAUUCUGUAGGUGUUAAUUGGACCAAGAAAAUGCAGAAGCAAGCCGACCAUCUUUCUAGAAAAUUAGCAAGGUGCUGGAGAAACUUUGUUAAGCGGAAAACCACAUUUGAUCUUGCCAAAAACUACGCAGUUCUAAACAUAAAUGAGGAUCAUGUGAAGUCUAUGCCUUUUGAGCAGUUUGCACGUCUGAUUGAAUCAUCUUCUACCCUUCAGACUUCAAAAGCUUUGUUUGAACGCCUUGAAAUCCGUUACAAAGCUUUAGCAAGUACUUCAUCUGGCGCCAAUUUCCAUGGUCAAGAUGACAUCGACCACCUUCUGAAACGAGUUGCUUCACCUAGUAAAAGAACCACACCUAGAAGUGCUCCCCGCAGUAGACAUGUAAAAAAACCAGCAACUGCCAGAUCAGUCUCUAGGUCACCUGUUAAGCUGUCAAGGUACCAAGUGAGAGUAGGGCUAUGCGCCUACAUGAUUCUUGGUCAUCCUGAUGCAGUUUUUAGUGGUCAAGGGGAGCGUGAGUCUGCUUUAGCCAAGUCCGCCAAGAAAUUUGUGCAGGAAUUUGAGCUGUUAAUCAAUGUAAUACUAGAAAAUUCUGGUAAAGAAUCAAACCCUAGACGCACUAUCAGGUCACAGAUGGCAGCUUUUGAUUCCGCAUGGUGUGCCUAUUUGAACAGUUUUGUCGUAUGGAAGGUCAAGGAUGCCGAGUCUUUAGAGGAAGAUCUGGUGAGGGCCGCAUGCCAAAUGGAAAUCUCUAUGAUGCAAAAAUGCAAGCUAACACCUGAAGGAGAUAGUGGCGAUCUUACACAUGAUAUGAAAGCUAUUCAGAAACAGGUUACAGAGGAUCAGCAACUUUUGAGGGAGAGAGUAAUGCACCUUAGUGGAGAUGCAGGAAUAGAGCGCAUGCAGGAUGCUCUUUUUGAUACACGGGCAAAGUACUUCAAAGCAAUGGAGAAUGGUAGCCCAGUUGUGUCACAAGUUGCACAUAUACCACCAUCCUCCUCUUCACUGGUAACCCAGUCUAGUGCUGAUUUAGACAAAGGGAACACAGGUGAAGAGCCUAGCCAUGUGGUUCGUGCCCUAUUCAAAGAUAAUGAUCCCAAGCCAUUGCGAAAAGAUGAUGGCUCAUCUGCUGCUAGCAGUGAAUCUCAAGAAAAUCAGCUAAGCCAUUCUGGUGAGACGGUCAGCAUGGAAAAUGAGUUGAUCGUGAAUGAAUUUGUUCAUGGGCAACAUUAUUCAUCCAACUACAACUCAAAUGUUACCGAUGGAGAUCAAACAGUCGUCAAGGUUCGUCAGACAAUGGAAAAGGCAUUUUGGGAUGGCAUUACCAAGUCUAUACAAGAAGAUGACUAUGACCGUGUUGUUGAACUGAUGAAGGAAGUGAGAGAUGAACUUUGUGAAAUGGCUCCUCAAAGUUGGAAACAAGAUAUUUCUGAAGCUAUUGAUGUGGAAAUUCUUUCUCAGCUAUUAAAUUCUGGCAGUUUAGACAUGGAGUAUCUUGGGAAAAUCAUGGAGUUCGCAUUGGUCAGCUUGCAGAAGCUUUCAGCUCCAGCAAAUGAAAAUGAUCUUAAGGAUGCCCAUCAGAAAGUCUUGAGAGAAUUGGCUGUUAUAUCCCAAGCCGAUAAUUCUAUCCAUUCACAUGCGAUAGCAUUGGUCAAGGGCUUGCGCUUUGUCCUGCAGCAGAUACAGGUGCUCAAGCAAGAAAUUAGCGCUGCUCGCAUUAAGAUUAUGGAACCAUUACUGAAGGGGCCUGCUGGUUUGGACUAUCUUGGAAAAGCAUUUGAAAAGCGCUUUGGUCCACCAUCUGAUGCAUUGUCUCGCCUUCCGUUGACCAUGAGGUGGCUUUCAUCUUUAGGAUCCACCUAUGAUCAGGAUUGGAAUGACCACAAACGCGCUCUUUCAGGCUUACAAGAUGGUUUACCAUCUGAAAAGUUCGUCCUUCCUUCCACUGCUCUAAGAACUGGUGGAAGUUUCUCUGGUGGAUUGCAAACUUCCACCCCUAUCUCUGUAACAGACGCUGCAGAUGAUCAGUGUCCAGAGUGCAAGGGAGAAAAGCUUGAUCUGCUAGUGAGGCUCGGUUUGCUGAAACUGGUGAAUGAUGUUUAUGGUGUAGCACAGGAGGAGUUGCCUGAAACUUUGAAACUCAACUUUCUAAGGCUGAGGGUAGUUCAGGCUCAACUUCAGAAGAUCAUUGUGACUGCUACCAGCAUCCUAGUCCUUCGACAAACUCUUUUAAUGGAACAAAUGAUAUCAAGCCCCGAAGAUAUGGAAACCACAAUUCAAAAAUGCUGCAGUGAGCUUCUGCAGAUCUUGGACACCGUAGAGAGUGCCGGUCUUGAGGAGAUUGUUGAAGUCCUGAGCAAAACCGCAGAGGGUUUUGAUAAAACCAAUGAUCAGACAAAAAUGGAGUCCAGAAGACUUGUCAUGGCGAGAAUGUUGAGGAAAAGUGUACAAGCUGAAGAUGCGGUUUUUGUGAAGGUGUCUAAAGCUGUCUAUCUGGCUACUAGAGGAGUGGUACUUGGUGGCAGUGGGAACCGUGGAAGACAAUUGGCUGAGUUGGCACUCCGCCAAGUGGGAGCGGUUGUUCUGACCGAUAGGGUAGUGGAAGGUGGAAAGGUGUUGGGAGUGAUGGCGAAUGUAACUGAGAAUGUUCAUGGGCCAUGGUACAAGCGAUUAAUGGAGAAUGUGUGAUCAUUUAAUGACUAGUGUGGGGUUUUUUAUUUGUACAUAUAUAACUAUGGUUUGGGGGUAAUUAAAUUAAGUUACAUGAUUUGCUUUAGAGCAGGUAGCAAGUAAAUAGAGUAAUGUGAAGAUGUAUAAAGUUAACCACCAAAUCCAUGUAUUUAAAGUGAAUGAAUAAGAGAUGCUUUCGGAUUGAUGAUAUCAAA